GGGCAAAUCGAAAUCCCCAAAUCGAGAGAGAGAGGGAGAGAGAGAGAGAGACUCACGCAGGGAGCAGCGAUGGGGAGUGGACGCCCGAGGGAAACAGUUGGUCGGGCGAUGCCGCGAAGGGCGACGGAGGCGAACAGACAACAGAGUCGGCACGUCACCAGAGCCGGAAGACGGCAGAGGUGAAAUUUUUCGUCGGAUCAGUGAACGCUGCUAGAUUGCGGGUCUGCGGAGCAGUGACCCGGGUCCAGUGGCGCAGGUACUCUUUCGCUUCUUGUUCUUUAUGUUUCGCGCGAUCUCACGCACCAGCCGCCUCUACGCCUGUCAUCGCUGCAGCUGUUGAGGACCUGAGGUCCACCACCACAUUCCGUCCGUGAAAAGAACCACCACCGAAUCUCCAGGAACCACCAUCGCAAGGACUCCAUACGUGAAGAGGACUUCUUGAGGUUGAGUAGUUAUAAUCGCAUGGCUGAAAAGGGUGGUACAGAUAGGGAACUGACAAAUGAGCAGGCCAUUGCUAAUGCAUAUGGUGUCAUGAGGUCAGAGAUUAACCAACUGUACUCAAAGAUCACAGAGCUGGAGAUGGAAGUUAGUGAGCACUCGCUUGUGAUUAAUGCGAUUCAGCCACUUGACCCAUCAAGAAAGUGCUACCGGAUGAUUGGUGGUGUGCUGGUUGAAAGAACAAUCAAGGAGGUCUUGCCUGCCGUUCAGCGCAACAUGGAGGGAUUAAAAGAGGUAAUUUCUCAGCUUAACGAAGCCUUGGAGAAAAAGAAGCAGAAAUUACUUGAGUUUGAAACCAAAUACAAGAUCAGGAUAAAGAAAGGUGACAACGAAUCACAAGAUGAAGGUGCACGCAAGGAAGGCUCUGCACAGGGUGUGUUGGUCGGCCCUGCCAGCACUGAAAAAGAGUGACAUCUUGGAAGUCUCUGCACAAGGUGUAUUUGUGGACCCCUGCUGACAAUGAAAUGGAAGUACGAUAAAUAUUCUCUGAAGGAAAAUAUUCUACCUCCUUCCCAUCGAAUUAGUUGCGUGAAAUAUGCAGGUUUUGGUUGUUAUUUUUGUUUCUUGACAGUCAAAUUUUGCAACGGAUUGUUCGGCACGUCAGUGAUGUCAAAAGAAGCUUAUCUUCUGGUUUCCUACUAAUUGUAAAAUUGAACUUCCAGGGUUUGGUUCA
Molecule: messenger RNA, 1171 nt
Organism: Nymphaea colorata (pocket water lily)
Lineage: Eukaryota; Viridiplantae; Streptophyta; Magnoliopsida; Nymphaeales; Nymphaeaceae
Product: prefoldin subunit 2
Exons: 3
Coding region: 463-909 (148 amino acids)
Biological process (GO): protein folding
Cellular component (GO): prefoldin complex; cytoplasm
Molecular function (GO): protein folding chaperone
Source: RefSeq, a predicted model, not a curated record